UAUACGAUACGAAUCCUGCAGAUCAGGAGCCGCGCAGGACGACCUGUGCCGCGUCAGGUAUUCGACCCACCGCUUCUCUCUCCCUGAGGAUAAUAGACACACAAAUAGCAGUCACGGCAGAUGGUUGACCCACCAGCCCUGUUGUUUUCCACUGGCCUGUGCACGCGUUAUUGCAUAUUCCGUAUCCACGAAGGAGUCAAUCAAGCGCAGAGAGGGCGUCUGAUAUCAAACGAGCAUCUUCGUGUAUCUUCGUGUAUUAAUGCAAAUCGGUGCAGUGUAUGUAUGUGUUUUUGUGUCUCUGUGUGUGUUGUCGCGAGUUGUUCACACAAUCGUACACGUUCACACAAACACACACAAAUACCUAUCCAACCGCUCACCCACCCCACCCACACGCGCGCGCGAAACACACACACACAAACACGUGGCCACGAGGCACGUGUGCGCGCGUGCUGGUAUAUACGUACACGUACGUGUGCACGUCCCACACACAUAAGUCUCUCUAUUGGUGGUGGCCUGGUACACCGGGCAUUCAGUAGUAUAUAAGGGCAUCUCUCUUCGCACGGUCACGCAUUAACCGCAGGGAGUCACCGCGUGAUACACCGCACACUGGACGAGAGACGGGUGCAGGCAGCAGCUCUCACGGUGCAGGAUUAUCCGCCGAUCAUACUUGGUGUGACCGUCAGCGCGCGACAGCACACACUCUUUGCCGCCCCUACGACGCUUCUUCGCGCGAGUCACGCUCUCGCGCGAGAACACCACCACCUUCCGAAUCUUAUAUAACGGUCGUCGUACGCUCGCACGCGUUCGCACAUCACAUCCUUUGCACGGAACACCGGUGACUUCAGACUAGAACCGGCUCUCUCGUGUCUCGCUGCGCGAUCGCUCGCGAGUACGUAGGUUUCCGCGACGGGAGACACACGUCGGGUCUCUUAUCGUUACACCGCGCCUGAUUUCGAGACCUCGAUCCUUGAGAUCUCUCCCCAAGGGAAGGAUCGUCGUGCGAAGGAUCGUCACGCAAGGGAGAUCCGUGCAGGAAGUAACCGCGCGGGAGGCACGGCGGGGGUGAAAGUAUCGAGAUAAUCGAACACGGUACCUGUUGAUCUUCAACGUUCAAAAUGUUCGUCGACGCCUCGUCCGUCCUGACGAACUCCUGGAUCACUACGUUGCUGUUUUUCUCCGUACUGUCGGCUAUACUGGUGUUGCUGAUGCAACGUGGGAAAUUUCUGUACGCCCUGAGGAACGUGCCGUAUCCUACCGCGCUGCCCAUCAUCGGCAACGCGUAUCAACUCAACUGCUCGACAGAAGAGUUCUUCAAGAAGUUGGUAAAGUGGGCUGAGCAAUUCGGCGACAUUUAUUUGCUUUGGGUCGGCAUGCGACCUUUCAUCUUCCUCUACAAAGCUGAGGCGGUGCAAUCCUUGCUGAAGAGCAGUAUUCAUAUCGAUAAAAGUCUCGAGUAUGAAUACCUGAAGCCAUGGUUGGGUACCGGUCUGGUGACCGGCAACGGUGAGAAGUGGCACAAUCACAGGAAGCUACUGUCAUCGACCUUUCACAGUCGCCUUCUCAACGAUUAUUUAAAGAUAGUUGUGAGAGAAGCGAAUGUUUUGAUUUCCUGUUUGAAGGAUGAAAACGGCAAACCUGAGUUUAACAUGGUCCCAUACGCAAAACGCGCAACUCUUGACAUUAUCUGUGAUAGCGCUAUGGGUAUCCUGCUCGAUGGACAAACUAAUUAUAAUAAUGAAUAUGUUAUUGCUGUAGAUAGGGUUGCUUCUAUAAUGCAAAUGAGGUUCACGAACAUUUGGAUCUCUUACGAUCCAAUUUUUAAGAUGACAAAGUUGGGGAAAGAACAUGACUCUGCCCUUCACACUAUCAACGAAUUUGUUGGGAAGGUUAUCGCAGAUAGAAAAACAGAAUGGUUAUCGAAGCGCGACGGAAACUUUAAUGAACCAACGACGAAGAAACAAGCUCUCCUAGAUCUGCUCCUGGAGAUGUCCCAUAAGCAUACCGAUUUCACUGAUAAAGAUAUUCGCGAUGAAGUGAACACUUUUAUGUAUGCUGGACACGAUACGACUGCUACCAGCGUCACUUGGACGCUUUACGCGCUUGGACGACAUCCCGAAUAUCAAAAAAAAAUUGUGGACGAAUUCGAGAAAGUAAUAGGUACGGAGGAGAUUACCUUAGAUAACUUGAGUAAACUGAUAUGGUUGGACGCUUGUAUAAAAGAGCAGUGGAGAUUAUACGCGGUCGCUCCGCUCAUUGCUAGGCAAAUUUAUAAACCAAUCGAAAUAAUGGGCAAUAUAAUUCCUCCUGGCUCAACUGUUCUCAUAAACUCCUACUUGCUGCAUCGCAACUCCUCUUACUUUUCCGAUCCGCACGUUUAUCGACCGGAACGAUUCUUACCAGAUAGCCCCAAGAUACCUAGAUUUGCCUUCAUCCCCUUUAGCGCUGGUUCGCGCAACUGCAUCGGCUGGAAAUUUGCCACCAUCAUAGUCAAGGUAAUCGUUCUGUCGGUGCUCAGGUCUUAUCACGUGGAAGCACUUGAUAGGGAAGAUCAGUUGCGCUUCAUAUCCGAAUUAGUGUUAGUCAACGCAGGCGGGAUUCGUCUCAAAAUCACAUCGCGCGAUCAACACACAAAUUUGUCUUAAACAAUGGAGUUGUCAUAUAAAAAAUUUUGUACAAGUCAUAAGUGAUGCGUCGAAACAAUGAAUCGAUGACAUCGUUUUGAUAACGUUUUCUGACUGGAAAAGUUAUCUCAUGGACUGAAAAUAAAAACAUGUUUAUAUUUAAAAACAAAGUCUCCUUUAAAUUUCUGAAGUGUUUAUAUAUAAAAAAACCUAUUUAGCUCAUUUUAUAUCAUAUUUAGAGACAUCAUUAAAGUGUUAUUAAUAUGUCAUUUAAUAUGUAUGUAAUCCUGCUAUUUGAAUUCCUUAAAAUAGAAACGUGUUUUUAUUUAUGUAAGUAUGUUCCUCUUGUCACUCUAUGUAUAAAAGUAUUAAAAUAAAAUCAACGUUUAGUUGAUUUUUUGAAAUUUUUUUCUUUUUUCAUCAGAAUAUCUCAAAAUAAAAUGUAAAAUAUUCCGCAAGGUAUUCACUUAUAGAUAACUUUUUAUCUUUGUACUUUCAUACAUAAUUUGAUAAGAAGAUGUAUGGAUUGACGAGAAAAAUAAUAACGUAAAUUAAGGUGGCGAUUUUAAAUAUCUUACCCUGUAUAAUUAUACACAUCUAAUUUUGUAAAAUCAUUUUAUUAAGUCCUAAUAAACAGCAAGUAUUAGUUACAUAAUAUACGGUAUUAGGUAACGGUUAUAUUGUUGUGUGAGACAUAACAUCGAUGUUAUCCCAGCGAGAAAUUACUCGUCGAUUGACGAAACAAUGUCGAAACAAUGUCGAAUUGACGUAGAAAUCGUAUCAAAUGGACGUCGAUUAAACAUUAUUUCGACAUCGAUUGACGACUCAUUUCUCGCUGAGAUAUUACUGGUACUAAAUAUUUAUUGAUUCACUUUAUUAAUACAUUAUAUUACAUUAUAUAAACGUAUAAUCGUUUAAUGUAAUUAAUGAAAUAAUUUUACAAAAUUGGUUGUGUAUAAUUUGUGUGUAUAAUUAUUAUUUUACAUUUUAAUUAUAUAGUACUAUAGUUAAAUAUAUUUUUUUUAUGAACAAUAUUCUUUAAGUUUUGAUAGACAAGAUUGUAGAUUAUAAAAGUUUACAAGCUAAAUAAAUAUUUAUAAUAAUAAUUUAA
Odontomachus brunneus is the source of this 3732-nucleotide messenger RNA. RefSeq names its product cytochrome P450 4c3-like. Gene Ontology annotation, molecular function: heme binding; oxidoreductase activity, acting on paired donors, with incorporation or reduction of molecular oxygen; iron ion binding. Bases 1116 to 2642 code for a protein of 508 amino acids. Lineage: Eukaryota; Metazoa; Arthropoda; Insecta; Hymenoptera; Formicidae. The record is from RefSeq and is a predicted model, not a curated record. The transcript has 8 exons.